AUGUCCGAUCCCGCUCCCAACAAAACUCAAGACCCUUUGAUCGCCAGCACAGUCUCCAAUGAUCAACUACAAAACCUAGCCUCUGGAGUCUCAACACUCACCAAAGGAAUUGCCGAUCUCCGGACACCGCUACAGACACCUCUCCAGGCCCCUCCAAAAAGAACAGUAGCUCCUGCACUCGCACUCGCACCCGCUCCCGUAGCACCGACGGCCCCUGACGUGAUCUCUUUGAAUGUCCCCAGCUUUGCGACACUUGCAUCCAUCAACCCCACGGUUACUGUGUCGCCCUCGCUUCUCUCCCAAUUCCAUCUAGUCGAGUUGGCGGUAAUCAAGGCAAUUGUAAACCACAACUUCCGGGCGGCGGACCUCUACAAGCUCGACCCCCAGCACAGGGGUCGAGGCGGCUGGCGCGCCCAUGAUAGAGAUGCCAUGGAGCUGGGGUCCCUAAGCUCCGUCAUCAUUCCUCUCGGCACAUAUUUCUCCAUCCUCGGAUUUGCCAUCGCCCCUGCCAACCCGUCCAUUGGGCCCAUCGUCUCCGGUUUCUGGGCAUAUAUCGCAUCACUCAUGCAGUUUGCCUCGCAAUACGAAUGGGCCGCGAUCCACUUGUAUCACGUCGAUUUCUUCACAACGCGGCGCCGCGAAAUGCAGUUUGGCGACUACUCUCAGUGGGGCCGGAUCGACGUAGAUAUCCUGAGUCGCCGCUUGUUAGGCCACAACAAAGUGGCGCGUCCUGACGCUCUCACACCAGGUAUACUUUGCAUGGUAUUUUCUCUCGAGCGCAGUUCGAGCUCGUGA
Messenger RNA from Heterobasidion irregulare TC 32-1, 795 nucleotides. RefSeq lists its product as uncharacterized. The coding region runs from base 1 to 795 and encodes 264 amino acids. The transcript has a single exon. The record is from RefSeq and is a predicted model, not a curated record. NCBI's taxonomy places the organism in Eukaryota, Fungi, Basidiomycota, Agaricomycetes, Russulales, Bondarzewiaceae.